This is a messenger RNA of Babesia bovis T2Bo, 775 nucleotides long. RefSeq names its product Syntaxin 6 N-terminal family protein. The coding region runs from base 73 to 762 and encodes 229 amino acids. Gene Ontology annotation, cellular component: membrane. The record is from RefSeq and is a predicted model, not a curated record. Gene Ontology annotation, biological process: Golgi vesicle transport. NCBI's taxonomy places the organism in Eukaryota, Apicomplexa, Aconoidasida, Piroplasmida, Babesiidae. The transcript is spliced from 5 exons.
AAUGUUAUAGUUUUUAAGGCAGCUUUGACUGUCGAUUGAUGACUUUAGUGCAACUGCGCCGCUGACACUAAGAUGGCGACAACUGACAUGGCGAUGCGUGAUCCUUACGAUGAAGCAGAGAACACUGUACGCAAGAAUAUCCGCAAGCUAAUAUUGCUUCAAUCGCAAGUGCUUGAGGAGUUACGUACUAUGCCUCCAAACACUCCGUUGACAUCAACUAGUAAGGGUAGCGAGCUGUUGAAUGUUUGUAGCGCCAUCGAGCGUGACAUUUCAGAGUUGCAGAAGGUGAUUGAUACUAUUAGUAACAACCGUGAGCGUUACCGCAUCACUAAGAAGAUUAUUGCUCAACGUCAGUCUAAUAUUGACGAAUUUCGCUCUAAGAUAAAGGGCGUCCAUGAUCGCAACCGACAGGCUACUACUCCUGACAACCCCCAACCUGCCAUAUGCAGUUCCUCAUUUGCGCAACACCAGCUAAUGAGUCAGAAGGAUAUGCUUGACCAGCAAGACGCGCACAUAAUUGUUCUCAAUGCAUCUGCUCAAAAUUUACACCAGAAUGCUCGUGCUAUAAAUGUGGAGGUCACUAAUCAGAACGCUUUGAUUUCGGAGGUUGGGGAUGCAUUUGAUGAGACUAAUUUACGCUUGAACGCAUUGACUAAGCGUAUGGCUGUUUUUCUUGACACCAAGAACCCUUCGUUGCUUCGUUUGGUGAUCACCCUUUUUUUGAUUUCUAUAGUUCUUCUGCUGUUUAUCAUUUUAUUAUAAUGUCGUUGACUGU